Molecule: messenger RNA, 1785 nt
Organism: Fonsecaea pedrosoi CBS 271.37
Lineage: Eukaryota; Fungi; Ascomycota; Eurotiomycetes; Chaetothyriales; Herpotrichiellaceae
Exons: 2
Coding region: 1-1785 (594 amino acids)
Source: RefSeq, a predicted model, not a curated record
AUGUGGAUUUUGACAGAGACCCUACGGAAUCGGGGCCCGGUCUUACAACUGUUGAGCGCAAAACAAAUUGGAGUCAGCCACAAGGGUCGGCACGGAAAGACAAGAGAGCAGGGUCGCCUUAAGAGAAGGGAGAAUGAUCAUGCCGAGCUUGGCCCGCCGUCUGACUGCCCAAGUCUCAUAUACGGGAAGGACAGUACAACCAGGGUGGGAGAGAAAAAAGUACCGGAUGCGGGUGAGAAGUAUGCCAGGAAGCUCAGGCAUAAAACCAGACCCGACAGAUACGAGUACAAGGAUGCAAUUCAAAACCCUUCGAAGAGGGUCAAGAAAAAGUCAGCGGCCCUGCUCAGUCAUGAUUUUCAGGCCCCAAACGUGGCCAGCGAGAGAUUAACCCUCAACUCCAAGACUGGACCAGGCUUUCUUACUAAAGCAAAAACUUCCACCGACGCCGGGAAGAGGGGACUGCCAGAUCUGACCUUCUCGAAGAUGGCAUUUCUCAAGAGGAAAAGACAGGACGACGAGGCACGCUUUCCAAAGUCAGAGGAGCAGAAGUCGAGAAACAAAAGGGUCACGUCGCCACACUGUGAAAUAGCAGACUUCUUUGCUCGAUCGACAGGGUUAAGACGUGAAAGACGAUAUUCAGGUACCCCGCCCUCGGUGGAAUUUCACAUCUCACGAACUGCCUCUCCGUCACAGGACCGAGUAUCAUUGAUGCGCCAACGAUUGAAUUCAGUUGUACAGUCAAACACACCAGAAAGCAAACGUUUCCGCAAAGCCCACAGCCCAAUUGCCUUUGUACCGAUUCGUCCGACGAGCUCCGAUAGUGAAGGCUUCCUGGAAAAGUUCACGACCGACGCACUCUUACAUGGAGUCGACGAAUUUUCCCACGGACCGCGGAGACAUUACUCAUUGAAUGACUUGAAGAGGCUAGCCAUCCAGGUGGCUACAGACCUGACCGGCAUCGAAGGUGCUUGUCAUCAUGAUAUAGACAUCACGGGCGAUGUCCAAGCCUCGACCAGUCAAUCACAUAUGUCCAUUCUGGCCACAUCGAUGGAAAAGCGAGACUCGCCUCGUCCAACCAUGCCAUGGCACUCGCAGAACCUGUAUCAUGCUGCAGAGGGUUGCAGCGGUGUGAGAUCGGAGCAUCCGAGCGGACCGGAUUUGAACCACAGCCGAGUGCUUCCGUAUUCAACCAAGGGUGGCGAGGGCGAGCAAGAUAUUGAUCGAAGCCCGUCCCGGGAGUCUGCGACCAUAAAGCAGCUUGUUAGCCCUGGCUACCACUGUCAAGGUUUUGGGAAUGACUUUGUAGGGAGGCCAGGACCAUCUUGCCAUGUUGACGACUCGGAAGUUCGACUUGGCGACGGCCAGGUCUCUCUUCAUGCAGACGCUCAUCCCGAGUUACGUCUUUUACCAGCGAUGCCCGCUGUCGCCGGAAACUGCAUCGGUGAGAGCAAGGCACUUCAUACUACUAAUGCGGACGCAUACGAGUUAGACGAGUUCGACACAGAACUAUUGCGACUGGGAACUGAGUUGGCGCUGGAGCAAUCGGGCACCAUGGCCAAUCGUCAGUCUCCCUGGUACGAAGCCGGUGUUGAAACAUCGAUCGACAUUGGGCGCAUGACUCGGUCGAAGGCCGGCAAAUACGCAACGUACGAAUGGACAAUUCCUUGUUUCAUGAUUGCCAGGAAUUAUCUCCAUGGAAUCGUCAUGUGUCUCAGGAUCACACAGAGGGAUUCUCGGGAUUCUCGGGAUUUCCUCGGCGACAUGUUCUAUAUUGAUCUUGAAUAG